Messenger RNA from Panicum hallii, 2956 nucleotides. Its product is annotated as homeobox-leucine zipper protein ROC8-like. NCBI's taxonomy places the organism in Eukaryota, Viridiplantae, Streptophyta, Magnoliopsida, Poales, Poaceae. Bases 34 to 2148 code for a protein of 704 amino acids. The record is from RefSeq and is a predicted model, not a curated record. The transcript is spliced from 10 exons. Gene Ontology annotation, biological process: regulation of DNA-templated transcription. Gene Ontology annotation, molecular function: lipid binding; DNA-binding transcription factor activity, RNA polymerase II-specific; DNA binding.
GGCGAGGGCGAGGCGUGCGCGCGCCGCGACGCGAUGGACUUCGGCGACGACGUCAUGGACGGCUCCGACGGCCAGCACCGGAAGAAGAGAUACCACCGCCACACCCCGCGCCAGAUUCAGCAGCUCGAGGCGAUGUUCAAGGAGUGCCCGCACCCGGACGAGAACCAGCGGAUGCAGCUGAGCAGGGAGCUGGGGCUGGAGCCCCGGCAGAUCAAGUUCUGGUUCCAGAAUCGCCGGACGCAGAUGAAGGCGCAGCACGAGCGGCAGGACAACUGCUUCCUCCGCGCCGAGAACGACAAGAUCCGGUGCGAGAACAUCGCCAUGCGCGAGGCGCUCCGCAACGUCAUCUGCCCCACCUGCGGCGGCCCGCCCGUCGCGGACGACUACUUCGACGAGCAGAAGCUGCGCAUGGAGAACGCGCGCCUCAAGGAGGAGCUUGACCGGGUGUCGAGCCUGACGUCCAAGUACCUGGGGCGGCCCUUCACGCAGCUGCCGCCGGUGCAGCCGCUGUCCAUGUCGUCGUCGCUGGACCUGUCCGUCGGCGGGCUGGGCAGCCCGGCGCUGGGGCCGUCGCUGGACCUGGACCUCCUCAGCGGCGGCUCCUCGGGGUACCACCACCCGGCGUUCCACCUCCCGACGGCGGUGUCCGAGAUGGAGCGGCCCAUGAUGGCCGAGAUGGCGACGCGCGCCAUGGACGAGCUCAUCAGGAUGGCGCAAGCCGGCGAGCAGCUCUGGGCCCGGACCGGCGGCCCCGACGGGCGCGAGGUGCUCAACGUCGACACGUACGACAGCAUAUUCUCCAAGCCCGGGAGCUCGUUCCGCGGCCCCGACGUGCACGUCGAGGGGUCCCGCGACUCGGGCCUCGUCUUCAUGAGCGCCGUCGGCCUCGUCGACAUGUUCAUGGACUCGAGCAAGUGGAUGGAGUUCUUCCCCGCCAUCGUGUCCAACGCCCGUACGAUCGACGUCCUCGUGAACGGCAUGGCCGGGCGGAGCGAGUCGCUGGUUCUGAUGUACGAGGAGCUGCACGUGAUGUCGCCGGUCGUCCCGACGCGCGAGCUGUGCUUCCUCCGCUACUGCCGGCAGAUCGAGCACGGGCUGUGGGCGGUCGCCGACGUGUCAGUGGACCUGCAGCCGCGCGACGCCCGGUUCGGCGCGCCGCCGCAGCCGCCGCGCUCGUGCCGCCUCCCCUCGGGCUGCCUCAUCGCCGAUAUGGCCAACGGCUACUCCAAGGUGACAUGGGUGGAGCACAUGGAGGUCGAGGACAGGGUCCCCAUCCACCUCCUCUACCGCGACCUCAUCCUGAGCGGCGCCGCGUUCGGGGCGCACCGGUGGCUCGCCGCGCUGCAGAGGGCGUGCGAGCGCUGCGCGUGCCUCGCCACUGCCGGGAUGCCGCCCAGAGACAUCGCAGGAGUGACGCCGGAAGGGAACCGGAGCAUGAUGAAGCUGUCGCAGCGGAUGGUGAGCGGCUUCUGCGCGAGCCUGAGCGCGUCGCAGCUGCAUCGGUGGACGACGCUGUCGGGGCCCAACGACGUGGGCGUCCGCGUGAUGGUGCACCGCAGCACGGACCCGGGGCAGCCCAGCGGCGUGGUGCUCAGCGCCGCCACGUCCAUCUGGCUGCCGGUGCCCUGCGACCGGGUGUUCGCCUUCAUCUGCGACGAGAACACGCGCUCUCAGUGGGACGUGCUGUCGCACGGCAACCCCGUGCAGGAGGUGUCGCGCAUCCCCAACGGCUCGCACCCUGGGAAUUGCAUCUCCUUGCUACGAGGCCUGAACGCGAGCCAGAACAGCAUGCUGAUCCUGCAGGAGAGCUGCACCGACGCGUCGGGGUCGCUGGUGGUGUACGCGCCGAUCGACAUCCCGGCGGCCAACGUGGUGAUGAGCGGCGAGGACCCGUCGGCGAUCCCGCUCCUGCCGUCGGGCUUCACCAUCCUGCCCGACGGCCGGCCGGGCGCGUCGCCGUCGUCGUCGUCGAGCGCCGGCCCGCUGGGGUCCCCGCCGGCGGGGUCGCUGGUGACGGUGGCGUUCCAGAUCCUGGUGAGCAGCCUGCCGUCGUCGAAGCUGAACGCCGAGUCGGUGGCCACGGUCAACAGCCUCAUCAGCACCACGGUGGAGCAAAUUAAGGCGGCCUUGAAUUGUGCCAGCCAUUGAUGGUGGAUCCACGGAGUUGAUGCGUGCAUGCAUGCGUUGCCCUUGCACCUGCUGCCCGGCCUGGCCUGCGUAGGUCUCCCACCCGACCCCCGGCCGCCUGCUGCGAGGAGUGAAUUCUCCUUCAAGGCGUUUGGUUCGCGAUGGAGGAGCUGCGCUCUUGGUUGGUUGGGGGGCUUCAAUGCUUGCUUGCUGCCCAUUCAUGGAGCCGGGGCGGGGCUGCUCAGCCCUGCCAUCAUUGAUUCAACUCUCCUUCUCCCUCUGCCACCCAUGCAUGCAUGGUAACUUUUCCUCUUGCUCUAUGCCUCUAGGUGUCCAGUCUCUCUGUGUUACAGGGUUUGAAGCUUGCUUGCUUUUCGAGGCUUUGCAUGAAACGGAGGAGUCAAGAACGCACCAUGCUCGCCUCAUUCCUCUUGCUGCCGUCAGCUGUUCUGUUUCUCUCUUUCCCUCCCCUCAUCCCUCCAUAGUUUUUUGCCAUCCAUUUGCACCGCCCCCAUUAUUCUAGUUUGUAGCCGCAGCAGAGGAUGAUGAAUGGUUCGGGUAUUGACUUCUGUCUAUUGGUGUUAAAGCCUUCAUGAACAUUGAAUCUUUCUCUCUUUUUUCAGUAAAGUUAGUAUAAUCUAAGGGAAGUAUCACUACCAUUCAGUGCUCUGAUUGUUUCUUCUUGUUCUUCCCCCCUUUCACUCACUGCUGCAUCAAUUUGAUGGCUUGUUUGGCUCGUGGAACCUGUCAUGUUUGCCGGUAUGAGCCAGCAGCCGCUUGUCGAUUUCUGAACAGGCUUUUGUGAUGUGCGCUACCACUCUUCUUCCUA